CCUUUCUUCUUGCUAAUAUUAUUACUUUAUCGCUAACUGGCUCAAAAUGCUCACACAUUUAUGUCAAAAUCUUCCUCCUUUACCAGGUGUUCUAUUAUGCUAACCAAGUAUCUCCUUUUGAUAUAGGCUAUGGAGAUAUACAUGCAGUCAAUCUGAGAGAAAUGAUAUUCAUUAUGAUUUAUGUCUCUUUCGACAUGAUUCUUGGUGCAUACUUGAUCGGUAACAUGACAGCAUUGAUUGUCAAAGGAUCAAAGACAGUAAGAUAUAGGGAUAAAAUGACAGAUCUUAUUAAAUAUAUGAACAGAAAUAAACUCGGAAGGGACAUCCGUAAUCAAAUAAAAGGUCACUUGAGAUUACAAUAUGAAAGCAGCUACACUGAUGCUUCUGUUCUCCAAGAUAUCCCAAUCUCAAUUCGUGCCAAGAUAUCUGAGUCUUUAUAUAAGUCUUAUGUUGAAAAUGUUCCUCUAUUCAAGGGAUGCUCCUCAGAGUUCAUCAAUCAAAUUGUAACUAAGGUCCACGAGGAAUUUUUUUACCCAGGAGAAGUUAUAAUGGAACAGGGAAAUGUUGUGGAUCAACUCUAUUUUGUUUGUGAUGGUGUUCUGGAGGAGGUUGGCACUGGGUCAGAUGGAUCAGAGGAAACAGUCUCACUUCUGGAGACUAAUAGCCUAUUUGGAGAAAUUUCCAUUCUUUGCAACAUUCCUCAGCCAUAUACAGUUCGGGUUUGUGAAUUGUGUAGGCUCUUGCGGAUUGAUAGACAGUCUCUCUCCAAUAUUCUUGACAUAUAUUUUCAUGAUGGGCGAAAAAUAUUGACAAACUUAUUGGAGGGUAAAGAAUCUAGUCUUCGGGUGAAGCAACUGGAGUCAGAUAUCACCUUACAUGUCGAAAAACAGGAGGCUGAGCUUGCUUUGAGGGUGAACAGUGCGGCUUAUCAUGGUGAUUUGUAUCAAUUGAAAGGUCUGGUUCGGGCAGGAGCUGAUCCCAACAAGAAAGAUUAUGAUGGGAGAUCACCCUUGCAUCUUGCUGCAUCACGAGGUUACGAAGAUAUUGCUCUUUUUCUGAUACAAGAAGGUGUAGAUGUGAAUGCUGCAGAUAAUUUUGGAAAUACACCCUUAUUUGAAGCAAUCAAGGGUAGACACGACAGAGUUGCUGCAUUGCUUUCUAGAGAGGGGGCCUUGUUGAAGAUUGAGAAUUCUGGUAGUUUCUUAUGCACAUUGGUCGCAAGAGGAGAUACUGAUUUUCUCAGAAGACUUUUAUCCCAUGGAAUUGAUCCAAACUUCAAAGACUAUGAUCACCGAACCCCACUUCAUAUAGCUGCCACUCAUGGAUUAUAUUUGAUGGCAAAAUUGCUUUUGGAAGCGGGGGCAAGUGUUUUCUCAAGGGACAGAUGGGGAAACACCCCAGUAGACGAAGGGAAAAUGUGUGGAAACAAGAAUAUGAUUAGACUUCUGGAAGAAGCUAAAGCUGCCCAAUUAUCCAAGUUCCCUGAUUGCUCUCAAGAUGUCACAGAUAAAAUGCACCCAAAGAAGUGCACUGUGUUUCCUUUCCACCCAUGGGCUUCCAAGGAAGGUACAAAAUGUGGUCUUGUAAUGUGGAUUCCUCACAGCAUUGAGGAGCUAAUCAAAACAGCAUCAGAGCAACUGAAAUUUCCACAUGGCUCAUGUAUAUUAUCAGAAGAUGGAGGAAAAAUUCUUGAGGUCGAUAUGAUAAGUGAUGGCCAAAAGUUAUAUUUGGUUAAUGAAACAAAUUAAAUGUCACUCCCUUGUAUAUCAUUUAAAACACACGUUGCUUUCUUGAGUUUGGGAAUAUCGCAUUUCGUGUUUCUUGGGGGGGAGAAUCACUCGUUGUGGGACUUCGUUUAUGAGGUCCACUCUUCCCAAGACUCUAAUCCUUUGGUGGGAAAGUUUAGGUGAGAAGUCAUUUCCCUCGAACAUGAUUGUUAAUGAAUGUCUGUAAAGGUUGAAUCUGUAACAUUGAAAGAAGGGUGCUCUAUGCUCUAGUAUCGUUUUGAUUAGUAUGGUUUCCCUAUAUUGUACUAAUAUGUACAUAUAUCUAUAAUAUAUUAAAUAUCAAAUCAAGUGAGAAUCAUUUUUUGAA
Olea europaea var. sylvestris is the source of this 2094-nucleotide messenger RNA. Its product is annotated as potassium channel SKOR-like. The transcript has 9 exons. Gene Ontology annotation, molecular function: voltage-gated potassium channel activity; protein binding. Gene Ontology annotation, biological process: potassium ion transport. The coding region runs from base 162 to 1748 and encodes 528 amino acids. NCBI's taxonomy places the organism in Eukaryota, Viridiplantae, Streptophyta, Magnoliopsida, Lamiales, Oleaceae. The record is from RefSeq and is a predicted model, not a curated record.